AUUCUAGAGUUUUUACAAUUUUGUAAACAUUGUAAAAUUAAAAAGCUGUCGUUUUUUAAUUUCUAUCCGAAGAUUCUAUGUGAGAACGUCUAUACAUUAAAUGUUAUAAGAUAAUAGGAAAGAGCAGUGAACUGAAAUUUAAUUAAAAUUUAAAUGAACAGAAUUUCUUAAAAUGAUGAGACAGUCACAGGUGCACAAUGCACAGUCGGUAUCUGUCUGUAAACGCUCAGAUUAUAGUCAGCCUGCGACUGACUCAUAUUGAUUACAUGUGUUUACAUUGUUUAGCCAAUAAGAGGCCGGCAAUCGAUCGACUGGCCACUAGCGCCUCAGCGCGCCAGUCUAGUAGCGACUGCCGUGCGCUUAACAUCGAGGUCUGAGCGUAUUAAGUCUCAAACAGUUUAAUUAGUAGUAAAACAUUUAAAAGAUCCUAUGAAGUUGCAAAUUAAUAAUAACAAUACUAGUAAUUAUAGAAUUGACGAUGUACGUUUUCAGUGUAAAAGUGAUUUCCCUCGGAGGGAACAGGGCAGCGGGGCGGGUUCAGCUCGAGGCUGGAAGGCCUAAGAGGCAGCGGAGCAUCUACUCCAGGAGGAUACUCCUGCCUCUGAUAAUUAAUAGAAAGAACAAGCUGGAGAUCGGUGACUCGAGGGCGGGGUACGGCAACGAUAUGUUCCAGGUGCCUUUGAUCGCCGCGGGGGACCCCAAGGAGGCGUCUACGAGCGACACGGUCAUUCUCGAGGUCGGGCUACUUGGUGACACGUGGAGAUACUGCGUACAGAGGCAGCGACUCGCGGAGAGAUCCGAGUGGUUUCGAGCUAUGCUCGUGGGUCCUUUGGCCCCGGCGAGGACCGACCCACCGCCUGUACUGAAGCUUCAGCACGUCGAGAAGCGCGCCUUCGAUCACCUCCUCAGGUACUUGUUGGACGAGCCGAUUAACUUUCAAUCGGUGUCAACCGCCAGGGCGACUCUGGACGCGGCCCACCAGUAUCUCUGCCCCGACUUAGCGAGACUUGCGGUGGAACAUUUAGAAAAGAAUUUAAACCCGGGAACAGUGUUAGAAACUUAUAUGGGAUUGAGUUUGUACGCGAAUCAUUCGAACUGUGCCAGCAGGCACGAUGCCCCUCCGUCUGCCCCGCCAGCUCCUGGAGAUAUAGCCGGAGAAACAGCUGCACUUUGCACGAGGCUGCUACACGCCUGUCUAGACGUAGUGGACUCUGAGCCGGAGGCUGUGUUUGCCCAGGAAAGGUUCGAGGAGUUGGACUCUGCAGAGGUCGAGGAACUAUCGUGCAGAGACACGCUCAGGUUGACGAACGAGUCAGCGCUGUUCCGCGCGCUGGACAGGUGGGCAGCGUCCGAGUGCCGGAGGAACGGUGUUUCGCCUUCGGCGACGAACAAGAGGUCCGCGCUCUCCGAUGAGGUUUGGUACAGUGUCAGAUAUCCUCUGAUGACGGACAAAGAGUUCAUCGACGGGCCCAUGGCGAGCGGGAUUUUGUCUAGUGAGGAAUCUGCGCUGAUCGUUUCCAGGAUCCUGGGACAUGAUUGGAAGGAAGUACAAAGUUGCCUGACUGCACUGCCAAGAUUGAGCAGCACCCCGAGGUUCGGCCCGAACCGCGACGACACUGAUGAGGACGGCGGACCCUGCGGCUGGGCUACGAAAAGGGAAUGUAGGGAGAACAGAAAGAACCGUAGAAAAGAAUGCGUUCACCAGGGCCAGAGGACCUGCGCCAGGAUCGGUAACUGCCUGGUCAAGGUCCUCGCCUGCAUCUUCGACUGAGAGAGGCUCAUAGCUAAUUUACCGGAUACUAACUAACCGGAAUUUAAUUAACCGGAAACUAUAUAAAGAAUAACGAACAUUUUAUUAAUCAAAACUUUGUCUCCGAGCUAAUGAUUGCUUGUUUUUAAACGUUUUCAUUUGAUAAGACUAAUUAUUAUAUUUAACGAUGUCCAACGACGAAAAGCUAAACGAGGCUGAUACUGUUAUAUCGUGUUCACAGUAGCGUCCGGGUAUAUGGCCACGCCUUGUUCAGAUGGCCAUAUAUCCGGAGAGUACUGUGAAUCGCUUCCUGUCAUUUUUCUUCAUCUGAUAACCGUAAUCUCCAGAUGUAUGGCCACACCAAUCUCGAAUAUCAUACGUGACCAUAUAUCCGGAGAAUAUUGUAAAUCGGUUCCUAUCAUCUAUUACUAUAGAUCAGGCAUGGCCAAGUACACGUGCACCACUGUAGCUGUUCUCCCUACUUCGUGCAGUAGGCCCAGGAAGCCCUCACAUUAUUUCAGUAUGUUACGUGCGUGCAUCAUACACACUAUUAACCGUUCGGACUGCGUGCCUCACUCCGGCUCCCGGGCAAGGUCGUGUCGCGCGGCGACAACUUUGGCCAUGCCUGGUACAGAUGUAGUCCCAGGGUAUAUAUCAGGUAUGGCUUCAGAAGGUAUACCUUCAGCGGGAGCCUAAGUGGGGAUGUGUUAAGUAGUGUGAGCGCAUUAUGGUCUGCUGUGUUACUGUGACUAUGGCACGAGGUGGGGAAAGCUAUUGGAGUAGGGAGAAAUGAGUUGGCCAUUCCCACGCCGGGUCCCAAUUACCACGCGCAAGCAUAUAUCCGGAGAUUACUGUAGACAGACGAAACCUGAGAGUAACCGUGCAAUCGAAGGGCCUUAUCAAAUAUCCUGGACCCUUUAUACAAUGUAUUUUGUAAGGGAUACCGAUGCACCCUUUUCUUUUCACUAAAAUUAAAUGACCGUGAAUCAUUUUAUCAUAAACACAUUUCGCGAUUGGAAUCAAUUUUAAGGAGGAAGAAGAGUGUUCGGUUAUAUAUUACUUGAUGAAGGUUGAAAAAUUGUUAAUACGACUAAGUCAUUCUUAAAUGUGUAAUCAAUCUAACUCUAGUUAUAUCUAUAUCGGAACAAAAAGAAAAUAAUUGGAUUUGUUACGUUCGAUUCCUGUUUCAGAGUAUAUACGUUGCAUUUUACAUUUUAUUCUAUGUUAUAAAUAUAUAUAUAUAUAUAGUCAUAUUGUGAAUUGUGAUUGAUGUGUUUUGAAAUUAUUAACUAGGUGCGAUUAAUUAACAAUUAGAAAAGCGUGAAUGGAAUCAUGGCUGGUCCGUGUGAAUUAUUACGUUUUUAUUCUAUUUAAGGAAUUAACGACGAAAUUGAAGAGGCACCUCUCGCGGAUCUGUUUUAACGAUUAUUAUACGUAUAAAGAAAGAACGUCGAUCUAUUUUUUCGUUGAUUGAAAUUUUUGGAAACGUUUUAAAGAGACGGAUAGAUGAAUGGAUCUUCACUUGAAUACGCUUCUUCGAAAAUUUCGUUCAACUCCAGCAAACAAUGUUGUAACCGUUUUAUGUUAAUGAGAUCCAAUAAAAUUUGUAUACCGCUUGAA
Molecule: messenger RNA, 3370 nt
Organism: Ceratina calcarata
Lineage: Eukaryota; Metazoa; Arthropoda; Insecta; Hymenoptera; Apidae
Gene: axed
Product: BTB/POZ domain-containing protein axundead
Exons: 7
Coding region: 479-1771 (430 amino acids)
Biological process (GO): neurogenesis
Cellular component (GO): cytosol
Molecular function (GO): protein binding
Source: RefSeq, a predicted model, not a curated record